Molecule: messenger RNA, 1521 nt
Organism: Hyalella azteca
Lineage: Eukaryota; Metazoa; Arthropoda; Malacostraca; Amphipoda; Hyalellidae
Exons: 3
Coding region: 28-1467 (479 amino acids)
Source: RefSeq, a predicted model, not a curated record
GAAAUAUCUCGUCGACGACAAUUUAAAAUGGUAAAAGGCGGUCGCCGACGUUCUAAUGCCGAUAAGACGCCACAAGGCAAAAUUAAAAAGGCAGAAGACGCAGCUUAUGCUACCAAAGACGAUUCAGAGAAUAUAAAUUUAAGACAGGAGCACACAGAAUCUCCAAAGUUUAAUGUACUGAAAGAAUCUAAUCCACCCGAAGCUCGGAUUAUGUCUCCUGGUAGAGGUAAGAAGCAACUGACUGCAGAUGCGUUAGCAAUGACGGCUGCUACCACCGAUCUCGACCUUCUGGGUCGUACGUGUGAGAUUAAUAUUUAUGCUAGAAACGAUAACGGAAUUCAUGCAGAAGUCGCAGCCAACGGCCAUCCGCCAGAGGAAGAUGCCUCGUUCGUGGAUGCUGCGGAGAAAGACGCAGCGUCCGUGGAUGCGGCCGAGAAAGACGCAGCGUCCGUGGAUGCGGCCGAGAAAGACGCACCGUCCGUGGAUGCGGCCGAGAAAGACGCGCCUUCCACAGUCGCUAAUGUAGAAAAACCGACCGUGAUCACGGCCGCGAAAAAAAUUUCUUACGUAAAUUAUGUACCAAGAAAGUGGUCAACAGAGUCCGGAUUUUCUACUGACGAUUUUGGAGACCCAGUUAUUGCUGAUGGAAAGAAAAAUACCUCACCGGAACGAAAAGAGAAAAUUCGAGGAGGGCCAAAGAUGCUACCAAAUAACAAUUUGUUGUCUUCUCUGAUGACAUUCACCGAUGACUGCGGGAAAACUAAAAUGCAGUUAUUCUACGAACGUGAGAAGAGAAAUUUGAAUAACCGCAUUCAUCCCGUGAUCGAUUCAACCUCCAAAAUGCGUAACUUUUGUUCGUCAUGUGGAAGCAAGAGCGGUUGGUACAGCCAGCAAAAUAUCCAGGACGACCUAUUGUCUACGCCUGAUCAUAUCCGGAACUUGAGUCUUACCGAAGACUUGGAGCCGCAAAUACGAAGCAAAAUGAUAGAUCUUUAUCAACAGCAUGCUUUAGUGAGCGCCUUCCUACCAAAAAUAGUCCUGAAUCAUUUGAGCAAAAAUGUUGCCCACAGUGGGGAAGUGGGUGUUGAAGAACUGGCACAACUUCACAAGCUCUCAAAAGCACUUUCGUAUGUCGUGGACGUCAUUCGAAGUGUAACUUCUGAAGAUGGACUGCAAAUGUGGUGGCGCUGCUUUAGUCCGAAGCGGAAGCUGGAGGUUCUUGAUCAAACCUCCGCAGAGUUGGACAACGACGGAGCUGGACCUUAUGACAUUGGCCCCGAAGAGCCGCAGCGUUUGUAUCUAAGUGAAUCCAAAUAUUACUACGGACAUCCUGAUGAGAAUGAAAUUGUUGACACCUCAGGCAGUCGCUACGAGGGACUUUGCAGUGACGAUGAAGAUCGGACACUAAACGUGAAACUAAAAGUUAGGUUUGACGAUGCUCGAGCUGUCGCACACACUUACACUUAGUUGUUUUUCUUUUCGAUAUUUGUUUACUCUGAUUUCCUAAAUUUGUUCAUGAAG